This is a messenger RNA of Molossus molossus (Pallas's mastiff bat), 959 nucleotides long. RefSeq names its product tetraspanin 1 (gene TSPAN1). Gene Ontology annotation, cellular component: membrane. Lineage: Eukaryota; Metazoa; Chordata; Mammalia; Chiroptera; Molossidae. The transcript has 8 exons. The coding region runs from base 120 to 842 and encodes 240 amino acids. The record is from RefSeq and is a predicted model, not a curated record.
CUCUCUGUCUCUCUGUCUACCCACUCAGUGGCAGUUUCCUAGAGCUCUCUGUCCCCUCUGGAGCCUCAGAAGAUCCUUCUUUCAGAAGUCACUACCAAGAGUCCUGAACAGGAGCCACCAUGCAGUGCUACAGCUUCAUUAAGACCAUGAUGAUCUUCUUCAAUUUUCUCAUCUUUCUCUGUGGUGUGGCCCUAUUGGCAGUGGGGAUCUGGGUGUCAGUCGAUGGACCAUCCUUCCUGAAGAUCUUCGGGCCAGCAUCAUCCAGUGCCAUGCAGUUUGUCAACGUGGGCUACUUCCUCAUCGCAGCUGGGGCUGUGCUCUUUGCUCUUGGUUUCCUGGGCUGCUAUGGUGCUCACACGGAGAAUAAGUGUGCCCUCAUGAUGUUCUUCUUCAUCCUCCUCAUCAUCUUCAUUGCUGAGGUUGCAGCUGCUGUGGUCGCCUUGGUGUAUACUUCAACGGCUAAGAACAUCCUGACAUUGGUGGUAGUGAACACCAUUGAGAAUGAAUAUGGUUCCCAGAAAGAUUUCACCCAAGUGUGGGACACCACCAUGGAAGCGCUCAAGUGCUGUGGAUUCAACAACUACACAGAUUUUGAGAACUCUCCAUACUUCAGAGACCACAAAGUCUUUCCCCCAUACUGUUGCUCUGAUGUCAAUAGCACAGUCACGGAAUCCUGCACCAAGAAGAGGGCCGAGGAGAAAGCUGUAGAGGGUUGCUUCAAUCAGCUGCUGAGUGACAUCCAAACCAAUGCAGUCACUGUGGGUGGUGUGGCGGCCGGAAUUGGGGGCUUGGAGCUGGCUGCCAUGAUUGUGUCCAUGUAUCUGUACUGCAAUUUGAAAUAAGUCUACUUCUGCCUCCGCCACUGCUGCUGUUACACAAGAACUGGGAAGAAGCACCCUGGCACUGCAGGAGGCUGUGAUCAGGGUGGGGACAGGAUCUAACAGUGUCAUUUGGGCCAG